AUGUCAGCCCCAGAAAGUUCGAAUAAUGGCCAUGGUAUUUCUGUCAAUUCCAUGCUUGCAGAGGAGCCCCCUGCUCAAGUGAAGCGUGAAGAAUCGCCUCCAGCGAAAAAGCUCAAAACUGAAGACGCUACUCCCAAGCAUAAAGAAGGUCCUAUUCACGAGAUCGUCGGUGGUUCUUCGGUCAGACAGUACUUGAACAAACACUUGACACAGCAUCUACUAGAAGGACUCAAGCAGGUUAGUAAAGAAAAACCUGAUGAUCCUUUGAAAAGCCUUGGAAACUUCUUAAUUCAACGCUCAGACGAGCUCAAAAAAGAAGAGACGCAAUAG
Molecule: messenger RNA, 330 nt
Organism: Candidozyma haemuli
Lineage: Eukaryota; Fungi; Ascomycota; Pichiomycetes; Serinales; Metschnikowiaceae
Gene: SDC1
Product: Sdc1p
Exons: 1
Coding region: 1-330 (109 amino acids)
Source: RefSeq, a predicted model, not a curated record